AUGGGAUGUAGGUCAUUCACGUACAAUAUUCUCUUUCCAUCUCUUCUAAGGGUUGCAAAGGUCAAAAGCAUUUUAUUUUAUGAUUUGGGACCCAGACUACUACAACAUUGUUGCAAUAGUAGUUCUCUUGUGAACUUUCAAGCAUUGAGACCAUAUGCACGUGACACACGUAGAGGCUAUGAUCUCUUCGGCCGGGGUAGACCAGGGGAUGAAGAGUUCAAGAAAGCGUGGGCAAAGGAGAUGGAUGAAGAUAACACUCUAUGGACCGGAAGUGAGGAUGAAAGUGAUGAAGAGAUGGGUUCUAAGAGUAAUCUUGAUAAGGAGAUAAAGAAAGCAAGGCUGGAAGCUAAAAAACAUUCAGACUUGAUUGAUGCUAAUGACAGUGAUGAGUUACGAAGUGUCUGGUCUGGCAGUGAUGAAGAGAAGACCUUGUGGACUGGUGAUGAAAUGGAUAGUGAUGAUGAUGUUCCAACUGAAGCUUACCCGAAUGAAAAGAUGUUGAAAGCUGAACAAGAACCCGAGGAGUUGUCACCAGGAAAGCAAGCUAGGAAGAUUGCUGUUGAGAAUGCUCUAUAG
Molecule: messenger RNA, 576 nt
Organism: Sphenostylis stenocarpa
Lineage: Eukaryota; Viridiplantae; Streptophyta; Magnoliopsida; Fabales; Fabaceae
Source: the annotation of a GenBank genome assembly